Messenger RNA from Dipodomys ordii (Ord's kangaroo rat), 2405 nucleotides. RefSeq names its product interleukin 9 receptor (gene Il9r). NCBI's taxonomy places the organism in Eukaryota, Metazoa, Chordata, Mammalia, Rodentia, Heteromyidae. Gene Ontology annotation, biological process: immunoglobulin mediated immune response; cytokine-mediated signaling pathway. The coding region runs from base 1 to 2100 and encodes 699 amino acids. Gene Ontology annotation, molecular function: interleukin-9 binding; interleukin-9 receptor activity. Gene Ontology annotation, cellular component: external side of plasma membrane; membrane. The record is from RefSeq and is a predicted model, not a curated record. The transcript is spliced from 12 exons.
AUGAGCGAUGCUCGGCACCUGUCCCGAGCCGCCGGCGCUCCCGGGCGCGCCCUGGCCGCGCUGGCCGCUGGCCUCUCCAGGUGCAGUUGGAGGGAAGGGAGCCCUGAGGAGCCGCCGGGACAGUGGGUGACAAGCCGCCUCCUGGCUGAGGCGCCUGAAGCUCCCGAUGACCCUCGGCAGACGCCCCUGGAAAGAUGCCCGCUCCUUCCCAAGGGACGAGGCCAUGACAGGUCCACCCUACAGGCGUGGAGACAGGCUGCGGGGACGGGCAGCACUGAGGUGACCCUGCUGGAGAGGGGCAGGUUCCUGCAGCGCGGUCUGCAGCCGUGGUCGGAGCCGAGUGGAAAGUGCCGGCUCCACAGCCGCACAGGCCCCAGCACCCACCACCCUCCCGGUCCGCAGUUCCUGGGGACUGGCCUCUGCAGGAUGGUGGGACCUCAUGAGAAGCCCUUUCCAAAGGGGAGGGGCAAGCCAAGCUUCUCAGUCAAGGCCCCUGCAGGCUGGCCCGUGGAGGAUGAGGCAGGCCCCGAUUGGGGCAAGCCAAGGUUCUCAGUCAAGGCCCCUGCAGGCUGGCCCGUGGAGGGUGAGGCAGGCCCCGAUUGGGGCAAGCCAAGCUUCUCAGUCAAGGCCCUUGCAGGCUGGCCUGUGGAGGGCGAGGCCCUGAUUGAUUCCGUGGGCACCUGGCUCCUGCUCUGCACCUGUAUGUGCAGCUGCCAUACCUGCCUGGGCGUCUCUGUCCCCCGGCAGAGAGGAGGGCCGAGGGUCGGGCCUCUCACCUGUCUCACGGACAGCAUCCUCAGGAUCGACUGCCGAUGGUCUGGCCCGGAGUUGUCUCAGGACUCUGGUCCUUGGCUUCUCUUCACCAGCAACCAGGCCCCUGGCGGCGAGCAUAGGUGCGUUUUCCAGGGCAGCACGUGCACCAUGGAGCUGCCCCCCGAGGAGAUGAUCCUGCCAACUGACAACUUCACCAUCACACUCCACCGCCGCCUGUCUGGGAGGGAGCACGUCAGCCUGGUGGACCGCCAGUAUCUCCCGUGGAGACACAUUAAACUGGACCCUCCUUCUGAUCUGCGGAGCAACGUCAGCUCUGGCUAUUGCCUCCUUUCCUGGAGUGUGAGUCCUGUCCUGGAGCCGAUGAGUGCACUUCUCAGCUAUGAGCUGGCUUUCAGACGGCGGGGAGAAGGCUGGGAGCAGGCCCGGUACAAGGACCGCAUUGUGGGUGUGACCCGGCUCAUCCUCGAAGCCGUGGAGCUGAGCCCCGGCUCCACUUAUGAGGCUAGACUGCGCGUCCAGAUGGCUGUCCUGGAUGCUGAGGUGGUAGCGGAGGAGCCUCUGUGGAGCCAGUGGAGUGAAUGGAGCCAGCCUGUGUGCUUCCCCUCUCCCCGGGAGCAGGGACCCCUGAGCCCCUGGAGGUGGCUGCACUGCACCCUUGUUGCUGUGUCUGUCUGUCUCCUGUUGACUGGCCUGACCUGCCUUCUCUUCAGGCUGUCUCCCCGGGUGAAGAGAACCUUCUACCAGAAUGUGCCCUCUCCCGCCGUCUUCUUCCAGCCCCUCUACAGUGUGCACAAUGGCAAUUUCCAGACCUGGGCAGGGGCCGACAAAGUCUGUCUGAAGCCAGGCCAGGACUGUGCUAACAGCUCUCCAGGAACCCGGGAGGCCAUCACACUGCUAACCUGUGGCCCAGGAUACCCUUGGACCCUCUCAGGCCUCAAUGAGGAGGAACGCAGCCCAGGGGGUGUGUUGCAGGCAGAGGGGGGACCGCCGUCGGGCUACCUCCCCCAGGAGGACUGGCUCUGCCUGCCUCCCACCAGGCCGGCUCCCCCAGAGCCAGAGGGGAGCAGCAGCGACUACUGUGCCUUGGGCUGCUGUGGUGGGUGCCACGCCUCUGUGUUCCCCAUAAAUAUGCAAAAUGCUGAGUCCAUCCCAGACUUGGCCUGUGGCCUUUCCUACGUCCAGCAGAGCCCAGAAACCCAGCAAAGGGCUGCCUGUAAGGAAGCUGGCCACGGUCAGAGGUGUGCACUGUCUGAGGACCCACAGGGCGUUUGGCUCGCUCCCAUUCUGGGCCAGCAGCAGGCUGUCCUGAAAACUCCAGAACUCUGACUUUAUCCAGUUGCUUCAUGUGUACAUUGAGAAAAGUGGAUGAAAGCACCUGUUGCUGACUGUCGCUGGGCCUGGGCCUCCUGAGAAGGGUCGCUCCACACUGGUCCGAGGCCCUCAUGUGGAUGGAGCAGGGGCCUCGUCAGUCCUCAGCCUGAGGGUCCCUGCCCUUAGCAUCCUGGCACCCAGCCUCUUUUGUCCUUUGCCCUCUUGUGGUUUUGCCCCAGGCCUCUCUGAGAAGAAGGGUGUAGAGUCACAGCUUGUUCCAUCCUCCCCCUAUAAAGGGCCAGGUGGACACAGGCGAGACA